CUUUGUAGGUUGUUUGGGUACAGCCAUCCGUUGCUAUGCAACAGCAUUAAAUGUUAUUAUUUCGGUAAUGAGUUUCAAAUUGGGGUAAUUUUAUUUAAUUUCGUUAAAUUAUAACAGUGAAUCACCAUGACUGCUAAAGACGAAGGUGGUGAAGUUAAGCAAGUGAGAAAUAAAAAGCUCCUCCCUGAUCUGAGGAAGGAGGGCGUACUAACCAAAGAAAUAAUCCUUGCUACAAAAGAAAAGCACCAAGGUUCGACUGGAUAUCGGUUGUUCUCUCAUCACACACUCGCUAGUGUAAGAAGAAUGAGCUACUUCCACCCGUUCCACAUUCCAGACGACAGUCUGGACAUAGUGCUAGCGGCCACAUACAACCACACGACGGAACGGUUCGCAGACAAGGAGGACCUAUACCUCCAGCCGGAGACCAUCGGCUGCGACACCUGGCGCAGGCUGAGGAACACGUGCGAUUAUCACACUCCUGUUGUUUUAGAUCACCCGCUAUACCGCGGCGGGCUGACCGAGCGGCGCUCGCCAUUCAGCGUGAAGCUCAUGAACUCCGGCGUGCACUCGUCGCAGACCAAUCCCGGCUAUAGCCGCAAGCCGGCCGGCGGCGCCAUUUUCUUCUACUAAUAACCCAUGCAUAAAUAAAAAAGUUGAGCAAAUCCUUUUUGUACAUUCUGGCAACCCAGCUUUGUCAGCAGAUAAAGGCGCGAAUUUCAAUCAAUCAUGGCUUCCGUUCAGAAGCUAAAAUAUCUGUAGUUUUUCAGAUUAGGUCAUAACUUGUUUAUAUUAUUUGGUGUUGUGCCAGCCCAUAAGAUAUAACGACUUGUAUUUUUUUUUGUUAUGCUUUGAAUGUCCAAUCAACCUUGUCUGCUAAUGCUAACUAUACUUUGUAAAUAUUGUACCU
Molecule: messenger RNA, 907 nt
Organism: Cydia splendana
Lineage: Eukaryota; Metazoa; Arthropoda; Insecta; Lepidoptera; Tortricidae
Product: protein CFAP276
Exons: 3
Coding region: 127-630 (167 amino acids)
Source: RefSeq, a predicted model, not a curated record